AUGGACCACUCAAUCCAGCGGUUGCUCAACGAUAAGCUCUACGACAAGAGGAAACAGGGGGCUCUCGAGCUAGAGAAAAUCGUCCGAGAUGCUGUUUUCAAAGGAGAACACGAGAAGAUUGCGAAGAUUGUUGAACAGCUCUGCCACGAUUAUGCCUACGCUGUACACCAACCGCACGCCCGCAAUGGUGGCCUGAUCGGGUUGGCGGCCGCCUCGAUCGCGCUAGGAUCUGAAGGGGUUGCGCCGUACUUGAAAGAGAUCGUUCCUCCGGUCUUAGCUUGCUUUACCGACCAAGAUGCACGAGUUCGAUACUAUGCCUGCGAGAGCAUGUAUAACAUUGCCAAGGUGGCCAAGGGAGAGGUUUUGCUCUUCUUCAAUGAAAUAUUCGAUGCGUUGGCUAAGCUUGCGUCUGAUUCGGAGCUCUCCGUCAAGAAUGGCGCGGAGCUUCUCGAUCGACUGGUCAAGGACAUUGUGGCUGAGUCCGCGGCAUCAUAUGUCUCAGUGCUGCAAUUGACGGGAAAGGAGACAGACGAUCCAAACGAUGUGGAUGAGACGGAAAUUCCCACCGCAUUCUCUCUCGCGAAGUUUAUACCUUUGCUCAAGGACCGAAUCCAUGUGAUUGGGCCGUACACUCGCAAUUUCCUAGUCUCCUGGUUGACUUUGCUGGAUACCAUUCCUGAUUUGGAACUGGUCACCUUCUUACCUGAAUUUCUAGAGGGAUUAAUCAAGUUUUUAGGCGGGCCUCACAAAGAUGUCAACGUUGCUACACAGGGACUUCUAGACCGAUUCCUGGUGGAGAUAAAAAGGAUAACCCGUCUGAAGAAAGGAAUUGAAGAAAGUCGAAAAGGACAAGAGAGUCGCAGACGCUCCGCUGCUAGUGACACCGUGAGCGCCAAGACUGAGCAGACAAGUGAGACUACCGGUGCGGAUGGCGGUGAGAGGGAUGACAUCGCUAUUGAUGAUUCGGCUUCGGGAUCAAUGUUCGAUGACGAAGUGGUCCAAGCUGAUGGUGACUGGAUUCCGGGGCAAGAUGUCCACAUCGACAACCCGAAGAUUCUGGAUAUUCUGGUUAGCUUUGUUGACACCUCAUACGAGGAGGAAAUGCAGCUGACUGCACUUCGCUGGAUUGAUGCAUUCUUUGAGAUCAGCCCCGAGGACAUCCUUCCGUUUGUCCCACGCCUGUUGACUCAGGUACUGCCGGCUAUGUCCAGUGGUUCAGAUUCAGUGCGACAGGCAGCAAAUCGAGUCAAUAAGUCCUUGCUUGAGUACAUCUACUCCCUUUCAGAUGAUGCGCCUGAAGAACUCGUCCAGUCCUCAUACAAAGUUCCAUCGACGGCCCCUAGUAAGGAGAGUAUGGACAGGAAAUCAUCAGAAAUCACCAGCGUCGAUGCCAGGAAAGCAACACAGGAGUCUUCUAGGGCUGCGACACCGCUGAGCAGUAUCAUUUCAACACCAUUGCAGCCAGCCGAUCUCGAUUACGCCGCAGCGGUGAGCUCGCUCACUUUGCAAUUCUUAAAUGAGAACGAAGCCACUCGAGUAGCUGCACUCUCUUGGCUGAUCAUGUUACACCGGAAGGCCCCGCGAAAGGUGGUUGCAUUCAAUGACGGGACCUUCCCAGCUCUGUUGAAAACUCUCUCGGACCCUGCAGAAGCGGUUGUGACCAAGGAUUUGCAACUGUUGUCGCAAAUCUCAAGAAACAGCGAGGAUAGCUAUUUCACAUCGUUUAUGGUGAACCUGCUUCAGCUAUUUUCCACCGAUCGUCACUUGCUGGAGGUUCGUGGCAAUCUGAUCAUUAGACAGCUUUGUCUGAAUCUGAGUCCGGAACGUAUCUACCGGACUCUGGCAGAUUGCCUCGAAAAGGAGGAGGACAUCGAAUUCGCUAGUAUCAUGGUGCAGAACCUGAACAACAAUCUUAUCACCGCGCCUGAGCUGUCGGACAUGAGGAAGCGGUUGAGAAACCUGGACACCAGGGAGGGACAAAUGUUUUUCGUGGCCCUAUUCCGGUCCUGGUGCCACAAUGCUGUGUCUACCUUCUCUCUCUGUCUUCUUGCACAGGCUUAUGAGCAGGCCUACAAUCUUCUCCAAAUUUUUGCUGAGCUUGAAAUGACGGUCAACAUGCUAAUCCAGAUUGACAAAUUGGUGCAACUCCUUGAGUCUCCCGUAUUCACAUACCUCCGCCUCCAACUCCUCGAACCCGAAAAAUACCCCUACCUGUACAAAUGCCUCUACGGCGUCCUCAUGCUCCUUCCCCAGAGCUCCGCCUUUGCCGCCCUCAAAAACCGGCUGAACAGCGUCAGCAACAUCGGUUUCCUCCACGGUGGUCCCCGCAGGUACGCAAAUGGAAUCCCGCCUGCCAAGACACCAGGCAGUCCUCCCUUUGAAAGGACGCACAUGCUCAUGACUCCCACUAGCACGGCCCAAACUGCACCGUCAUACGAUCGUUCCUCCAGCGCGCGUGGCAAGACCCGCGAUGACAUUCGCUGGACCGAGCUUCUCGAUAAAUUCAAGGCUGUUCAGGAACGGGCGCGCCGCGCGCAGGCUGCGCAGCGACACUCGCUCGAUCCGACAGACAUUCUGCACAAUCCCUCGCUGACUGCUGCACUAUCUGCGGCUACCACUGACCGAGCGCGAGACCGAAUGGGCUUAUCUGAGCCGCCGCGAGCGGGUAUUGUGACUGUGGGCGGCGUCCCUGGGGUCCCCGUGCCUGGUACGGCGAGCAUGGGUGGUGCCGGGAACCGUGGAUCGCUGGAUUCCAAAGGCCCCAGCCCCACGUCUCUGCUGGGCGCUGCACAUAAACACAAGUCAAGUCUGCCGAAUCUAGGGCGGCUGGGAAUUGGCGGGCGCAAGUCAAAGAGAUGA
Molecule: messenger RNA, 2859 nt
Organism: Penicillium canariense
Lineage: Eukaryota; Fungi; Ascomycota; Eurotiomycetes; Eurotiales; Aspergillaceae
Product: VAC14 family protein
Exons: 9
Coding region: 1-2859 (952 amino acids)
Biological process (GO): phosphatidylinositol biosynthetic process; positive regulation of kinase activity
Cellular component (GO): fungal-type vacuole membrane; PAS complex; endosome membrane
Source: RefSeq, a predicted model, not a curated record